Bemisia tabaci is the source of this 1575-nucleotide messenger RNA. The record is from RefSeq and is a predicted model, not a curated record. NCBI's taxonomy places the organism in Eukaryota, Metazoa, Arthropoda, Insecta, Hemiptera, Aleyrodidae.
AUAUCAGCACGACAAUUUUUGCUCAUAGAAUAUUGAUUUUUCAUCCGACGCCAGCGUAUAGUCAUCAGCAGCCAGCGAUGGGUUUGACGGAGGCGCUGGUUAAAAAAGGCCACGACGUUUUUGUUUUGGGACCUAAUAAAGUGCCGGGACUGGAAGGAAAUUACACCUACUUUGAUUUUUCAUGGUUGUACGAGUUUAACGCUAACUUUACAACAGAGGGUGUUAAUUUACAGCAAGAAUUCUCUAGCCAAUUUAUGUGGAUUCCAUUUUUUAGAGUGUACGCAGACAUGAUGCGGCAAAUGUUUGAAAGUGACACCUUCAAGCAUUUCCUCAGACGUGUAGAAGAUGAGAAGAUAUCAUUUGACGUUGUGACCGUAGAAUCUUAUGUCAUUCCGUACGGGGUAGCACUGGCUCGUCUCCUAACCAGGAACAAACCCGUAAUUUCCCUACUGACCAUGACUGGCGGAGAUUUUUACAACGAAGAUGCAAUCGGGAACAUAAAACAUUUGUCAUAUUCCCCCUCAAUGCUGAGUCCCUACACUGGACAGAUGAGCCUGUGGGAACGUUUAGAGAAUUGGGUUACGCAUCACUAUGUUUCAUCGAGGUUGCAAAACAUUUUUGAAAGUUCAGCUAGAGCCCAUUUCAGAGACACGUAUGGCCCGGAUGGGGAGGCUCUUGUUGAUGGGUGCUGGGAGAAUAUCAGUCUAGCCAUGAUUUCCUCCAACGCUCUUUACUAUUACCCGAGGCCCAUCACUCCCAAUGUCAUCGAAGUCGGACCUCUCCACAUCAAAACGCCAGAAAAAUUACCGAAGAUACUACAAGAUUGGCUGGAUGGAGCUGGUCGUGGCGUUAUUUACUUCAGUCUUGGCAGCAACAUGCGAAGUGAGAAAUUACCUCAAGAGGCGUUGGCGAACCUCUUGAGGGUUUUCGGAGAACUGCCAGAUGGGUAUCGGGUGCUGUGGAAAUGGGAAAGUGAUAACGAGGUUCCAAGUGACCGGGUGACUGGACUGUCAAAUAAAAGAAAUAUACUUACUCAAAGAUGGAUACCGCAGCAAAGCGUCUUGGCGCAUCCGAUGGUAAAAUUGUUCAUCACACAAGGAGGGUGUCAAAGCUUCCAAGAAACAGUUCACUAUGGAGUUCCAACGGUAGGAGUACCCUGGUUUGCUGACCAAGAGGUGAACGUAGCAAAGAUGGUUGACGCAGAAGUUGGCUUUCGUCUUCGACCCUCUGAGCUGAAUUCAUACGAAAAAGUUAAAACGGCGAUCAAUGCUGUUUUGUUCGAUAAAAAAUAUGACGAAAACAUGAAAAAAAUGUCUAGCAUAUCGCACGAUUUCACAAGUCGAGCGAAGGAUCAAGCUGUUUUCUGGGUGGAGCAUGUGGCCAAACAUGGAGGAGCAGAUCAUUUGAGACCUCAUACCGCCAAUACUUCUUACUUCACAUACUUCUGCCUCGAUAUCAUAUCGAUUAUUUUGAUCAUUACUACAAUAAUAUUUUAUAUCCUCUGUAAAAUCCUUACCUACUCAAAUAUGUUCUCUAGCUCAAGUAAAAAGAUUAAAAGCUCAUAAUUCAUUAAUA